Hippopotamus amphibius kiboko is the source of this 1149-nucleotide messenger RNA. It is a transcript of the gene TMEM95, whose product is annotated as transmembrane protein 95. Gene Ontology annotation, cellular component: acrosomal membrane; sperm plasma membrane. The record is from RefSeq and is a predicted model, not a curated record. Lineage: Eukaryota; Metazoa; Chordata; Mammalia; Artiodactyla; Hippopotamidae. Bases 49 to 603 code for a protein of 184 amino acids. The transcript is spliced from 7 exons. Gene Ontology annotation, biological process: fusion of sperm to egg plasma membrane involved in single fertilization.
GCAGCCUAGGUGGGGCCAGCACCCCUCCAGCACCCACCAGCGGGCCUCAUGUGGAUGCUGGCACUAGGUGGGAUAUUCCUGGCAGCUGCCCAGGCCUGUGUCUUCUGCCGCUUCCCAGAUCGUGACUUGUCGGGCCGCCUGGCUCAGCUUUGCAGCCAGAUGGAGGCCCAGUGGAAGGACUGUGACGUCUCCUGGAACUUCUCGGCCUUUGCCUUAGAUGAUGCAUCCUUGAACAAAGUCACAGAGAAGACUCACAGAGUCCUGCGGGUCAUGGAGAUCAAAGGGUCUCUCUCAUCACUCCCUUCAUAUUGGCAAUGGCUUCAAAAGACCAAGCUCCCGGAGUACAGCAGGGAAGCUCUCUGCGCUCCCGCCUGCCCGCUGGUCCUGCUGUCUCCUGCAGGGGGCAGCACCACCCUGUACAACUGCUCCACCUGUCAGGGCUUCGAGGUGUACUGCUGGCCAAGAAAGCGCUGCUUCCCAGGAAGUCACGAUCUUUGGGAAGCCAGGAUCCUGCUCUUCUUUGUCUCUGGAGCUGCCCUGCUCCUGGGUAUUCUGAGCCUCGCAGUGGAAUACAGGCACCUCCAAGCAAAAAGUGACUUGUGAAGAUGAGGACGGAUCCCAGCCUCCAGCUCUAAGGAGCAUGUACCCACAACUCCCACUUCUCUCAUGGGGUGGGGGUGGGGGUGGGGGGGUGGACAGCCAGACCCUCAGUUCCAGCCUCGACGGUUCAGUCUUCCAGACCCUGAUACCCAGACGUCCCCAUGAUCCCAGCAUCAGAUGGCCUCCAGGGACCCAGGCACCCACAGCUGGAAAGUUCCUCUCCUCCAGUCCACAACCAAUCAGACAGGGGCAGUCACCGUGCCAGGAAAAUAUCUACAGAAGGAAAGAAUCCCCUCCACACACAGCACCACUCCCACACCCCCUUCUGCCUGUUCCCGGAAAGCGGGGGCUGUCUGCCCCAGAAGCUCCUCUUGGCCCUCCUGUGACUGAUUGGGAAUCCGGGAAUGAGUGUUCUGGAAAAGUCCCUCCCCCCUAGAGUGAGACCACAUCAGUCAGCCUGCUGGCAUGCUACCCUUCCAUUUAACAUUGUGAAGCCUCCCACAGAGGCCUCCCUCUUGCCAGGCCCAACUAAACCUGCUGUCAAAUGGC